Penicillium cinerascens is the source of this 807-nucleotide messenger RNA. RefSeq names its product phosphomannomutase SEC53 (gene sec53). NCBI's taxonomy places the organism in Eukaryota, Fungi, Ascomycota, Eurotiomycetes, Eurotiales, Aspergillaceae. Gene Ontology annotation, cellular component: cytosol. The record is from RefSeq and is a predicted model, not a curated record. Bases 1 to 807 code for a protein of 268 amino acids. Gene Ontology annotation, biological process: GDP-mannose biosynthetic process; protein N-linked glycosylation; mannose metabolic process. Gene Ontology annotation, molecular function: phosphomannomutase activity. The transcript has 5 exons.
AUGACUACCGCUGCCAGUGUCUACCCUCCGUUGGAGUCCCGUCCUCUCAAGGACACCAUCUGCCUGUUCGAUGUUGACGAGACCCUCACCAAGGCCAGACGGUCUGUUAAGCCAGAGAUGCUUGAGCUUCUCUCCCGCUUACGCCACAAGUGCGCCAUUGGCUAUGUUGGUGGCUCGAACUUUGUGAAGCAGCAAGAGCAACUCGGGUCGCCCACCACAGAUGUCACCACUCUGUUCGACUUCUGCUUCCCCGAGAAUGGUCUGGUUGCCUACCGCUUGGGCGAGCCGCUUUCCAGCAACAGCUUCAUCCAGUGGCUUGGAGAGGACAAGUACCAGGAGCUCGCAGACUUCUGCCUCGGAUACAUUUCCAAGAUCAAGCUUCCCAAGAAGCGUGGUACCUUUGUGGAGUUCCGCAAUGGCAUGAUCAACGUUAGCCCCAUUGGCCGUAACGCCAGCGUGGACGAGCGUGACGAGUUCGAGGCUUACGAUAAGAUUCACAACAUUCGGAGGGAUAUGGUGGAGGCCCUGAAGAAGGAGUUCCCCGACGCUGGUCUCACCUUCUCCAUUGGUGGCCAGAUUUCUUUCGACGUCUUCCCCACUGGCUGGGACAAAACCUACUGUCUGAAGCACGUCGCGGCCGAGAAGGACAUCUCCGGAACCGAGUACAAGACCAUUCACUUCUUCGGUGACAAGUGCUUCGUCGGUGGCAACGACUACGAGAUCUACUCCGACCCUCGCACGAUCGGCCACGAGGUCGAGGACCCUGAUGACACUAUGAAGCAGCUGAAGGAGCUGUUCUCCCUUUAG